AUGUCGUCCGUGCUUCUGAGUGCCGAGCAGUAUGUGGUAGCCACCCGAUACCUGUCAGGUACGCAGUGGACACAAUCUUGGCUACUCUCGCAUAGUGCGCUAACACGUAGUUCUCUAGCUGCGGCUCUCAGCUGCUCCUUGUAUGACCACGCAAUCAACGCUGCAAGAGAAAUUGAAUUGGUCUGGCGCCAGCAGUGGUCUCGCCUUCAGAUCAUUGUCAUGCUGAACACGUACUUGAUGGAAGCCAGCCUUAUAAUUAUUGCCUACGGUAUCCUGAGAUCACAGGAUGUCACUCAUCGAGACAGAUGCGAGGCCUUCGUCAUCUUUAUAGGAACCUUUUCAACUCUGAGCAGUGGCUGCCAGGAAUUCGCGCUUUUACUGCAUGUAUAUGCGCUAUGGGAUAGCAGGAAACAAGCGAAAUAUGCGCUCAUCGCCGGGUUCAUCGUAUGUUAUGGAGCGUCCGUAGCAUUCACUCUGGUCACUAUGAUUCAACUCUCGGGCAAGAUGCAAUACAAUUCGGAGCUAAAGUCUUGUGUUGUUCCGGAAAAGCCCACCUUUUUGUCUGGUGCUUGGGCAGGGAUGGUGGCAUACGAUGUAUAUGUCUUCGUCCUGACGGUGUUAAAUGCCCUCAAUCGACCACGCAAGAAGAAUGUCGAGAUCGUGAGUCGUCUCAAGCGCGACGGCGUGGUGACAUUCCUGGUUCGUGAACUCCGCCUUGCCAUGUCUAUCGGCCGUUGA
Fomitopsis serialis is the source of this 738-nucleotide messenger RNA. RefSeq lists its product as uncharacterized. Lineage: Eukaryota; Fungi; Basidiomycota; Agaricomycetes; Polyporales; Fomitopsidaceae. The coding region runs from base 1 to 738 and encodes 245 amino acids. The record is from RefSeq and is a predicted model, not a curated record. The transcript is spliced from 5 exons.